Drepanopeziza brunnea f. sp. 'multigermtubi' MB_m1 is the source of this 540-nucleotide messenger RNA. NCBI's taxonomy places the organism in Eukaryota, Fungi, Ascomycota, Leotiomycetes, Helotiales, Drepanopezizaceae. The record is from RefSeq and is a predicted model, not a curated record.
AUGACCUACAGAGGCAUCAAAACCAGCACCAACACUGCGCCAAAUAUUGGCUUCGAACUACACCUUCUUUCUUGUUUGUCGCCUUUCGAGGAAACCUCAUCCGACGCGACUCUACUUCUCCUAAAGCAGGUGUUUGAGAGCCUCGAUAUUGAUCAGAUUGAAUCUCUCGAAGCCGAUAUCUCAGCCAUGAUCCCGCAAUUACAGGUCUUGAUGAGCCAAAAGGAUGUGGUCGAGUUGUCUCGAGAGCUGAUCAACGUGCUCACCGUCAAAGUCCGCAAUUUUACAGCUCCGAUGAGACACGUGUACAUCAAGUACUUUACUCGAAUGCUGACCUUCUUGUGUCAUUCAAGUGACCUACAACGACUCCAACGCCAAGCCGCCAUCCAGAGCAACGUCGACCCCGUCAAAUCCACGACCUUCGAAAUGAUGGCCUAUCUCCUAGAACCAAAUGCCUCUGGCAUAUGUACGCUAGUUCUUAACAUUGAAAGAACGCAAACAAUCCGGACUCGCUUCCGAUCCGUAAUCGCUUACGCCGACUAA